This is a messenger RNA of Anastrepha obliqua, 3164 nucleotides long. RefSeq lists its product as uncharacterized. The record is from RefSeq and is a predicted model, not a curated record. The transcript is spliced from 6 exons. Gene Ontology annotation, molecular function: long-chain fatty acid-CoA ligase activity. Gene Ontology annotation, cellular component: mitochondrion. The coding region runs from base 1052 to 2830 and encodes 592 amino acids. Gene Ontology annotation, biological process: long-chain fatty acid metabolic process; fatty-acyl-CoA biosynthetic process. Lineage: Eukaryota; Metazoa; Arthropoda; Insecta; Diptera; Tephritidae.
GGAGCCUAAUUUUAACCCCCCCUGGGUGAACCAAGCAUUAUAUUAUCUAGGAUUUGUGAUUGAUUGGAGCUUUAAAGUGAUAGAAAUGUGACUACCAAGAAACUUUUAGUCCUCAUUAGGGAUUUUAAAGAGUGUUACUCGUACACAAGAAUUGCUCGAUGUGAUGUGCAGCAGCAUAAGCAUAUCUCCCUACGUACAUACAUACAUAUGUAUGUAAACUCAACAUUUAAUAAAUCGAAUGCAAAAGCACUGUGCACAGGCACACACACUCAUACAUAUACAAUAAGAAAAUAUAUUUUAAAAACUCAAUGUUUUUUCGCUACUGGGCAUGUAACGAACAACUGCAAUCGUUGAAGAUAGCAAAUAUAACAACAACAAGUCAGCGCAGGUUGCACUUUGCACCAAAUAGCCAUUUUUGAAAAAUAAAAAACAUUACGAGAACAACUUCGUUAAUAAAUUUGAUAAAAAAUUUAAGUGGACCAGCCUAUUUAUAAAAACAUAAGUACGAAAAAAGUAAACAAAAAAUACGGUGCCUAUUCGAAAUCUCGAAAACGCAAAAUAUUCAGCCAAAAUCAAACAGCGUCAACAACAAAAAGUAUCAGUUCACGCACAUACACAUACACAUUCAUAUCAAUCGGACUAGUAGGCAGUGCUGUUGGCGCAAGAGCUACAACAAAAACAAAAAAUAACAACGUAGCUCUCUACAAAAGGCCUGCACAGCGACGAGAGCUCCACACAGCCGGCCACCAUCGAUCAGUUGUGUCGCGACACCCAAAGACUUUAGAUGCGUUUGCGCUAAAUGCCAACAACGAACAAAUAAAAAAAAAAAAAAAAACAAAUUAAAAAGUUGCACAGACGAACAAGUCUAUUAAACGCCGUACGGUGAUAAAGAAAAAGUUAUUAAGUGUUUUUGUCCACCAACAAACUCAAAACCAGUGAAGUGAUCUCAAAGGCUCAAACAGGACUAAGAGAAAAUAUUUUUAAUUUAAGUUUUUUUAUAACUAUAAAAUAUUUUAUUGCAUUACGUACACUUCUAAUUCAUUUUUGAAAAAUGAUUCGUCGUUUGGUACGCUCCGUGCUUAUAGCGCCGCCUAUGCAAUCCUCCGCCACUGCCGCUGCAUCCAGCGCCCGGCAUUUAAGCACAGCUGCCACCGCGCAACCCACGCAGACGAGCUUCAGCCACCCGGACAAAUUUCUAAUCUACAACGAAGAGGAAGGUUACAUCAAGCAAUCGCCUUUUGAGCCGAUCGAGCUACUCAAUCUGACGAUGGACAAAUAUGUGUGGCGGGAUAUAAAAAAAUAUGAAAAAAAUGUUGCCACGGUUUGCAUCCUCAGCGGCCGUCAGUACACCUAUGCUCAGUUACGCGACAGUAGCGCUGCCUUUGCCACGCGUCUGCAAACCAAAUUCAAGCUCGGACCAGGCGAUACGUUAGCCGUGUGCUUGCCAAACUUGCCAGAAUAUCCGAUUGCGGUGUUAGGCGCUAUAGAGGCGGGUCUAUCGGUAACCACAGUGAAUCCAAUCUACACAGCAGACGAGAUCGGCCGUCAGGUUCAGCUGAGCAAUGCCAAGUUCGUUGUCGGCACCAGUCUCGGCUAUGGCGUCAUACGAGAUGCCUGCAAGUUGGCACAAAAGAAUCUUCCCAUCGCUGUGAUUCGUUUACAGCCAGAUGAGGAACUACCCGCGGGUGCUAUUGAUUUCUUUGAACUCAUCAACCCACAAGCUGCCGACUACUCACAGUUGAAGCAUCACGACGUCGAUCCGGAUAGCAUGGCCUUUCUUCCCUUCUCAUCCGGCACUACUGGUCUACCGAAAGCUGUGCAGCUCUCACACAAUAACCUCGUCGUUAACAGUGAGCAACUGGAGAUUGGAUUUAAAUUGAGGGCCUCCGGAAGGCAAGAGGUGGUGCCAGGCAUUCUGCCCUUUUUCCACAUUUACGGUCUUAACAUUGUUAUGCUCUCGAAGUUGGCAAUUGGCGGCAAGUUGGUUACCAUGCCGCAAUUCCGUCCUGAAGAUCUCAUAAAAUCGCUCCACGAAUACAAGGGGACAUUUUUGAACAUCGUGCCGCCAAUCGCACUUUUUAUGAUCAACUACCCGAAGCUGACACAAGAGAUGGUGCCCGAUUUGAAAUACGCAGUGAUAGGUGCAGCGCCGAUCUCCGAAGCAGAUAUUGAACGUUUCCUAAAGAAAUUCCCAAAUACUAAAUUGCUGCAGGGUUACGGUAUGACCGAAACUUCACCGCUCACUCUGAUGGUUCCAACAAAUAAUACCCGCUAUGGCUCCGCUGGCGCGCCUACUUCCAAUACUGAGGCAAAAAUCGUACCUAUUGACGGUAGCAGCCAAAAGGGAUUGGGCCCCAAUAUGACCGGCGAGCUAUGCAUUCGUGGUCCCCAAGUCAUGAAAGGCUAUCUUAACAACGACGAGGCCAAUGCAGAAAUUUUCUACCCUAACGGUUGGUUACGCACUGGCGAUGUUGGCCACUACGACGACGACGGCUACUUCUACAUCACCGACCGCAUUAAGGAGCUAAUCAAAGUGAAAGGCUUCCAAGUGCCACCCGCCGAGCUGGAGGGCAUUCUCCGCGAGCACCCAAAGAUCUUAGAAGCAGCUGUCAUACCACGACCAGACGAAUUUGCCGGCGAACUGCCACGCGCCAUUGUGGUGCUACGCGAAGGCAUGACAGCCACCGAAGAAGAGAUCUACGACUAUGUGGCCGAACGUGUGGCGGAGUAUAAGAAACUAGACGGCGGCAUCGUUUUUGCUCAAGCAAUACCCAAGAAUCCAACGGGAAAAAUAAUGCGAAAAGAUCUAAAAGCGCAAUACGCGAGCUAAGCACGCGGUAAGGAGGGGAUACGUGUAGAGAUUAGACUAGACUAUAGGGUUAGGCCUUAGAAGAGGGGGAUGAUCGAUCGAUCGCAUGUUAUAAGAUAUUUGUAGGUUGUAAUUUUGUAUUGGCAAAAGUUAUUUAAAAUUGUUAUGAUUUUGAGAAUUGUGAAGAUGUUUUCUACCAGUUAAGUUUUAUAAAGGCCUUGAGAAAUUUGUAUAGUGGCUGUAAAUGGCUUAGGUGUAAGUGCGCACGCAUAGCAUUUAAAACGCUGUGCGUGUAUAUAUAUAAUGCAUUUAACUAUUGUAAUAAAUUGGCUACAUAAGUAAGCGUACAAAAGAA